Molecule: messenger RNA, 4168 nt
Organism: Brassica rapa (field mustard)
Lineage: Eukaryota; Viridiplantae; Streptophyta; Magnoliopsida; Brassicales; Brassicaceae
Product: hexokinase-3
Biological process (GO): carbohydrate metabolic process; intracellular glucose homeostasis
Cellular component (GO): mitochondrion; cytosol
Molecular function (GO): hexokinase activity; D-glucose binding; ATP binding
Source: RefSeq, a predicted model, not a curated record
UAUCAGACAACUGAAGGUAAAAACAGCUGAUAAAAAAAAUACUGAAAGUAAAAACAGUAAUCAAAACGACCGGGUAAGAUGAGAGACAGCGUUGCGUCAGCGAAGGGUAAAGAGGUGACGUGUCAAGUCACGUGACCACAAUCACGUUCGAAAUACGAGACCAAAACGCGGAGAACCUCCAAAAGAGACGACGUAGACCCAAAGAAAGGUCAAAACUGUAAAUAUCAAGGAAGCUGUGGGUCCUAUUGUUGAGUGGCAGUGAGCUGUCAAACUGGGGACGAGCUCUUUCCUUUUUUUGUUGGGGGUUAAAUGGCAACGUGCGUUUUCAUGGGCUCUGACGCUGUUUGUCCCUCACUAUUGUAAGAUACUUUUAAUUUCCCAACAACAAAAACAUUUUUUUUGCCUCUAAAACAAAGUUGAUGGAAAAGCCGAUAAUGUAAAACUAAAAUGUGCCAGCUUUCAUGCUGCUGUUCGCCACACUCAUACAGCAAAGGACAUUCGAUACUAUUGAAGUUAUUGAUCCCUUGCAAAAUAAAUGUAUUGUUCUUUUUGGAGAGAAAAUAAAUGUAUUGUUUUAUAUAUUUUCUAUCUUAUUUCAAACUAAAAUUUACCGAAACCAAUUAUAAAAUGAAUUUAAGUGAAAUUUUCGGCAUAUUUUAACAUUACAAAAUUGUUGGAUUUUACAAUCAUAAGUUCAUUCUCAUUUUUUUUUAUAAAAGAGUACUUUGCAUUAAAAAAUAAUUAAAUCAAAAUAUAAAAAAUUAAUCUUAUUCCACGAUCACUAAAACACUAAUAACUUGAUAAGAAAACUUAGGUAUUAUUUUGUAAAAUUUAAAUGUAGUUUUAAGUAAUUCUUAAAAUACUAACUAACGUUUUUAGAAUUUCAAUUUACAAGUACAUUUCAAUCGUCACUAUGUGCGUUAUCUUGUACAUUUAAUUUAAUUUUAAUUUGAGUUGGGUUUGGUCAUCAUUUUAUAAAACAUUUUAUGAACGUUAUCAUGCCUCUGCCGCUUAGCUAACAAACUAUUGUCAACCGUUAUGUGAAUUAAUUAAUUUAAAUAAAUAAUAAUGGCUGGCAGAAAAUAAUAAUGCCAAUGCGAAAACACACAUAAUAUUUGCCAAGUUGGCUAGCGUAGAGCAUGCUAGAAAAAGAAGAAGAGAAUGCCAAAAUUACAAUUCAGACCCUUUACAUUACUGGUUACUGGACUAGACUCGUGGCCACACGAGUCGUUAUCAGUAAUCUGCCAAAGUACGGAUGAUUAUUUUGCUAAUUAAUUUAUUUGAUGGUUAGAGUUUUUUCGAAUUAUAAUAAUAAUUGAUCAUGAGAGAUUCCCAACGGCAGCAAGAAAAGAGCACGCCGUUGAAAUAAUAUUCAAAUGAGAGUCAUAUUAAAUCGACCGGUCAAAGGUCAAACGGGCAUUACUCUUUUCACUUUAUUUUGUUUAAAAAUGAUUCAAAUGAUAGGGAAUUUAAAUGCAAGUAGUUACGUUUGGUAUCUUAAAGUGCGAUUAAAGAAAGAACGAAAGAGAGGAAACUGGGCACGACGGUAAUAUAUUGUAGAAAUGUGGGUACAAGGGUAAUAAAGACGUUUUGUGUUAUUAUUACUAUUAAACAUGUUUUUUUCCUUCUUAACGGUCGUACGUUUAUUCACUUACCACAACGAAAAUAAUCAAGAAAGCCCUUAUAUAUUUUUAAAAAUAAUAAAACGUGACAUUACCUUUUUGUCAUUGAACGAUAACUAGGUUGAAGUGCAAGUUAACUAAAUUACAGACAUAACUAACUAUAUAAAGUUUAGGAAAAAGCUUAAAAUCUAAUUUUUUUUACUUUAGUUCACCUCAUUUUUUUUCGUGCUAAUAAUGGUUUUUAUUGUCAUUUUCUAAAAAACUAAAUAAUGAUUUAUAAGAUAUAUUUCCUCGUCAAUAUAAUUUUUUUUCUUAUUUAUUAUAGCAAAUGACAGAUUUCUUGUCCUCAAUUUUUUUUUGAACACCGUCCUCAAUUUUAUAUAAUAUGUUUUUUGACAAAUGUUUCUAACUGAGUAUGUAAUUUAAAUGGAUUUUUUGGCGACAAAAAUGAAAAAUUAAUUGAGAAAUUGUUUUUUUUAAUCAAAUUGAGAAAAAAACAUAUUUAGAAAACGAAACCGUCGACAUCCAAAAAGACGAGAGGGUAUAAUGUAAUUACACGAAUAUAUAAAUAAAUAUAUAUUCACCACUUCGCUUCCAACCCCUUCUCUCUCUGACUCUCUCCUUCCACUUUUGUCUCUCUCUCUCUCUCUCUUUGUCGUCAGUAUCACCCGCCGGCAAGAAACUCGAGUUUGAAUCGUUUGGACUGGGACCACCAGUUAGUUUAAAGGAGUAGAUAAGAAACAGAGCUAAGCAAUACAAGUGGAAAGAGAAGGUUGAUGAUGGUGAAAUGGAUUCGUUCUUGGUUAUCUAAUCGACUCAACUCUUUCUCGGAGUAGGAACUGUGUAUUUGGUUAGGUUCUUGUUCUAUGGGGAAGGUGGCGGUUGCGUUCACCUCGGCUGCGGUUGUGGCGGCUUGUUCAGUGGCGGCGGUGAUGGUGAGGAGGAGAGUGAAGAGCAGGAGGAAAUGGAGGACUGUGGUUGAGAUUUUGAAGGAGUUUGAGGAAGGCUGUGAUGCUCCUGUGGGGAGGUUGAGGCAGGUGGUGGACGCUAUGGCGGUGGAGAUGCACGCUGGUUUGGCUUCUGAAGGUGGCUCCAAGCUUAAAAUGCUUCUCACUUAUGUUCAUGAUUUGCCUAAUGGGACGGAGAAAGGAACUUAUUAUGCACUACACCUUGGAGGCACUUACUUUAGGAUCUUAAGGGUUCAUCUGGGUGGUGAGAGGUCAUACCUAGAUGUUCAAGAUGUUGAACGACACCCUAUACCUUCCCAUUUGAUGAAUAGCACCAGCGAGGUUCUUUUCAACUUUCUAGCCUUUUCAUUGGAAAGGUUUAUCCAAAAAGAAGGAAACGAAUCUAAUUCGCAAGGUGUUAAAAGGGAACUCGCAUUUACGUUUUCGUUCCCUGUCAAGCACACUUGUAUAUCUUCCGGAGUUCUAAUCAAAUGGACCAAAGGUUUUGAGAUUAGUGAAAUGGUUGGGAAAGACAUAGCUGAAUGUCUACAAGGAGCUCUAAACAGAAGAGGCCUUGAUAUCCACGUUGCAGCUCUUGUAAAUGAUACUGUUGGAGCACUGUCACUUGGAUACUAUCAUGAUCCAGACACGGUUGUUGCGGUUGUAUUCGGAACAGGUAGUAACGCGUGUUACUUGGAGCGAACCGACGCCAUAAUCAAGUGUCAGGGUCUGCUUACAACUUCUGGAAGCAUGGUGGUCAAUAUGGAGUGGGGAAAUUUUUGGUCCUCACAUCUGCCUAGAACUGCAUAUGACAUUGACUUGGAUGCAGAGAGUUCUAAUCCAAACGAUAUGGGAUUUGAGAAGAUGAUAGCAGGACUGUAUCUAGGUGACAUUGUUCGUAGAGUGAUUCUUCGCAUGUCACAAGAAUCUGAUAUCUUUGGACCUUCCUCUUCUGUGUUUUCUCAGCCUUACGUUCUGAGAACAAACUCAGUCUCAGCUAUGCAUGAAGACGACACACCUGAGUUACAAGAAGUAGCAAGAAUCUUGAAAGACUUAGGGGUAUCAGAUGUACCAUUGAAGGUGAGAAAGCUGAUGGUGAAAAUAUGCGACGUGGUGACACGAAGAGCAGGGAGGCUAGCAGCAGCGGGAAUAGCGGGGAUCUUGAAGAAGAUAGGUCGAGAUGGUGGAGGAGGAAUCACGAGCGGGAGGAGCAGAGGCGAAAUGCAGAUGCAGAGAAGAACAGUUGUUGCAGUAGAAGGAGGUUUGUACAUGAAGUACACCAUGUUUAGAGAAUACAUGGAGGAAGCUUUGGUUGAGAUUCUAGGAGAAGAAGUGAGUCAAUACGUCGUCGUUAAAGCCAUGGAAGAUGGUUCUAGCAUUGGCUCUGCUCUUCUCGUUGCCUCCUCUUUACAGUCAUGAUUAAUGUUUUUAUUAUAUAAUUGGUUUAUGUUGGUGAGUCUGUGCAUAUACACAUUUAUUCAAUAUUUGUUUGUUGUUAUUUUAUCAUUGUUAAAUAGACGCAUAUGUAUAAGCUUCCGUGUAAAUGUUUAGGAAGAACCUACUCAUCCACAUUAAAAGUAAUGUGAUCUUAUUUCAAGU